Molecule: messenger RNA, 4012 nt
Organism: Triplophysa rosa
Lineage: Eukaryota; Metazoa; Chordata; Actinopteri; Cypriniformes; Nemacheilidae
Gene: bcl3
Product: BCL3 transcription coactivator
Exons: 10
Coding region: 1113-2948 (611 amino acids)
Molecular function (GO): protein binding
Source: RefSeq, a predicted model, not a curated record
GUGUGAUUGUAUCUCUGUGUCCUAAAUUUUGAAGAAGCACUCGCACUACGUUGGUUAAAGACAGGAACUGCAGACUGCAGACAUUCUCUCUCGCUUUCUUUGAUCAGUUUCCGGUUACUUAUAGGUACUCCGAUGAUCUGACCCUCUCUGAAUUUGCUAGAAUACAGGAAGACAGGAGGUUGAACCUGGCAGGUUUCCCGACAUCAACUGAGGGAGAUCCCCAGCGGAGGUCCAACUGGUUUCCUAACAGGCACCAGCGUGAGGUAAAAAAAAAAAAAAAAAGAGUGCUGCUGAAAGGAAAGCAAACUGCACACCUGUUAUUCAACAAGUUAUUGUUCACGUCGCCGCAUGUCAGACAAAUUCGCACUUAGCGAUGAGAAGAAAAGGCUGUCAAACGCGUUCAGUGACCAGACAUGACACAUGAAAACAACCAUCGAACAAGCGAAUCGAAACCGCACACUUUCUAUGCUGAUCUAAAGCGAAACCGUUGCCUUACUCUGCAGAAAUAAAUGCUAUUAAAAGUGCUUAAAAAAUGAGUCGCACCUAAAGCAAAGUAUCUCUGAAUAAACCUUCACGAAUGCCGUCAACAUCGUUUCGCAAAUGGGUGGUAACUGAAAGGCUUUCGAGUUGAACGGGGAAACCCCAUCUAUUACACGACUUCCUAAUUUCACUGAGAGAUAGAGACUCUGUAAAAUUGCUUCAGAUUGAAUCGGGUCGUAGAGGGAACAAGCAGUACAGUCCUUCAAGACAACAUUACGCCUUAUUGGCAUAUUGACAGCCUACCCUCAAAUUUCGCAUCAUUAUUAUAAUUAGGAAAGCUGACUGCACGAGUCCUGCGCUUUUGAAGUGUAUUCUGCGUUUUAUCAUUUAAAAGAUUGUUUUCAGCAUUAAACUUUAAAAUAUCAGUCGACUACUAUUAGGUGCUCCACUUAGCUGUGCUAAAACUUCUUGAACGAAGCAUAUGUAAGUAUUGUUAUUAAUCAAGGCAAUCUAUGAACUAGGGAUGACUGUCAUUUUAGGAACUAAAAAAGCGUUUUGAAAUGUGUCAGACUGACAAAAUGUUGACAGAAGGAUUGAUCUAGAAAAGGACCUAUAUAGCCUACCAGAGGACAAUGACCAUGAGCGGCAGUAAUCACACUUUGCCAUCUGCACCGCUGGACCUGACCAACAAAACAAGAGAGCGUCAACGAUCGACGGACGACCAAAAUCAGACCAGACAUACCCCAGAAAAACAGGUGGAAUCGGCGCACACGUGCAGCGAUGGACAAGCAAUUCAUCCACGGGACACGUUUAAUGGUUCUUCUUCGACGUCUCCAUCAGACGAUGCGAAAGUCAUGGCACAAACCAGAUCGAUCACACCUCGGAUGAACUGCGACAAUCCGACGGACACUGCAGGAAAACCGGCAGAUUCCUCGUUUUCCAAACUUCCGAUCAGGAAACGUCCUUUUCCUGUUGACCCAUCCAGUGAAAGUGAACCGCAAAACAAACUUAAAGAAGAGAGAUGUGGCCCGGGUCCAAAAGCGCAUAGGAACCAGAGUCAUUCAGACAGGGAUGCACAGAGGACAGUGAAUGAUCAUGAAAGGAACUUCGUGCAAACUUUCCCUGCUUAUUUCUUUGCAGGCUGUCCGUAUAACCAGUGGCCUCAGCGACACAUAGGUGGUCCCGCGCUUUCAUCUCCUCCUCCGCUCGAGAGCUCAGAUAGGCCGUUGGCAGAUAUUGCUGCAGCAACACAUCAAGAUGAAGACGGUGACACGCCUCUUCACAUUGCUGUGGUUAAGGAGAACGGUGAAUUGGUCAGGUGGCUUAUUGAAAUAUUUCGACGGGCCCACAGAGACCUAGACAUUUUCAAUAACCUACGACAGACACCGUUGCACUUGGCUGUCAUCACCCAUCAGCCCAGUUUGGUGAAAGCUCUGCUGGAUGCAGGUGCUGAUCCUGGAGCUCUGGACCGUCAUGGGCAAACAGCGUUGCAUUUAUGUUGUGAGCAUGGAGAGGCCUACUGCCUCGAUGUCAUUCUCAGACACUACUCGCACAAUCCCUCACCCCACCUGGAGAUCAGGAACUAUGAAGGUCUGACUCCCCUUCACCUUGCCGUGCAGAACAGAGAUAAAACAUUGGCAAAAAUCUUAUUGGACAGAGGAGCUGAGAUCAAUGCUGGGGAUAAUAAGAGCGGCCGCAGUCCACUGAUGCAUGCUGUAGAAAAUGACUGCAUUGACAUGGUCAGCUUACUGAUCGAGAGUGGGUGUGAUGUGAAUGCACAGUCUUACAGUGGGAACACAGCGUUACACAGCGCCUGUGGCAGAGGUCGAAUAGAGAUUGUCAGGCUAUUGCUGAAGAAUGGAGCUGACAGUAGUUUAAAAAACAACCAUAAUGACACUGCCAUCAUGGUAGCAAAAAACAAAAAGGUGUCUGACGUGUUGCGAGGGAAAGGCACUCGUAGCUACACUGUGAAAGCACUAUCGAGCAAUAAUGGCUCUCUGUCCCCAGGCAGCUCAAAUCAUUCUCCACGGUUAACUCCCACUCAUCAGAGCAGCACCUCACUUUCCCCUGUGGCUUCAGUUUCACACUCGCCCAGAAGUCAGUCAGUAGAGAGCAUUUCAGGACGUCAAUCGCCAGUGAAUGGCAAUGAAAACACACGUAUGCCGAUGUUGCCAAGAUCACUUCAUAAUAUAACAGCAGACAAUGAAGCAACAUAUGGAAUGCAACUCCAUCCUUUUCUGUGGUUUUCGCCGUCUUUUUCACACAUCCAUAGAAGGACGUUAAUCGCUGGGCCCUACUAUGAUGUUCACAAUCCACCAUAUUACACCAACGCACACAUCAUCGGUAUCCCUGUCCCUGUCUCUCCAUCACAGGGUACUGUUAACCAAUCACGACCAUCCAGUCACAGCAGUGACCAAUCAGACAUGUCUACAAUGAGCAUAAACAGUGAAGAAAGAGGUGUAAGUUGAUAGUGGCUGAACCUUUUUGUGUUUAAAACAGUGACUGAAUUACAGUGCUGUGAAAAAGUAUUUGACCCCUUCCUGAUUUUUUGUUUUUUUGCAUAUUUGUCAUGCUUAAAUGAUCCAGAUCGUCAAACAAAUUUUAAUAUUACACAAAGAAAACCAGAGUAAAUACAAAAUGCAGUUUUUUAAUGAUGGUUUUAUAUAUUAAGGGAAUAAACAAUCCAAACAUUUCUGACCCUAUGUGAAAAAGUAAUUGCCCCCUAAACCUAAUAACCAGUUGUGCAACCCUUGGCGGCAACAACUGCAAUCAAGCGUUUGCGAUAGCUCGCAAUGAGUCUUUCACAUUGCUAGGGGGAGUUUUGGCCCACUCUUCUUUGCAGAAUUGUUUUCAUUCAGCCACAUUGGAGGGUCUUCGAGCAUGAACAGCCUUUUUAAGGUCAUGCCACAGCAUUUCAAUUGGAUUUAAGUCCGGACUUUGACUAGGCCACUCCAAAACCUUUAUUUAUUUAUUUUUUAGCCAGUCAGAGGUGGACUUGCUGGUGUGUUUUGCAUCAUUGUUGAAAUUACUUUUUCACAUAGGGUCAGAAAUGUUUGGAUUGUUUUUUCCCUUAAUAAAUAAAACCAUUAUUUACCACUGCAUUUUGUAUUUAUACUCUGGUUUUCUUUGAGUAAUAUUAAAUUUUGUUUGAUGAUCUGAAUCAUUUAAUCAUGACAAAUAUGCAAAAAAAAAAAAAAAUCCGGAAGGGGGCAAAUACUUUUUAACAGCACUGUAUUGUGUGUGUUUUUGAGCUUUUUUCAGUUCUGUGUAAAUUUUGAUGUCUGAAGUUUGGUCAAAUCAUGUAAUUGUAAAUGUGGCAUAGCCUAUAAUUGAAAUGAUUAUGGUGUUUUCUUAUAAUGCAGAUCAGUGGUACUAACAAAAAAGUGGUGUACUAUACUAUACAACAUUACUCACGACCCCAAAUGGCCAAAAACGAUAGAAGUCAGUGUGUUUUUUUCUAGUAACAUGACAUUUAGUACAGUUAAAUAUGCCAUUUAUCAAUAAAUAUACACAGUAUAUAUAAUAUGCAUAA